UUUCUUUGAAGAAAAAAAGAAGAGAGAGAAUUGGUUUUUAGAGUUUUGUGGUUUAUCCCAAAGUAGUUGAAGGAAAAGGAAAUGGGUACUGUGAGUGUAGUAUGCGUUAUUGUGGGUUUAAUAUCCUCAAUUUGGAUGGCUGAAGCAAGAAUUCCGGGAGUUUACUCCGGAGGUGCAUGGCAAAAUGCCCAUGCUACCUUCUAUGGCGGCUCUGAUGCAUCAGGCACCAUGGGUGGAGCUUGUGGAUACGGAAACUUGUACAGCCAAGGUUACGGAGUUAACACGGCGGCGUUGAGCACAGCUUUGUUCAACAAUGGCUUAAGCUGCGGCGCUUGCUUUGAGAUAAAAUGUGCAAGUGAUCCAAAAUGGUGUCAUUCGGGAAGCCCUUCCAUCCUCAUUACGGCAACCAACUUUUGCCCACCAAAUUACGCUCUCCCGAACGACAAUGGCGGCUGGUGCAACCCUCCUCGCCCUCAUUUUGACCUCGCCAUGCCCAUGUUCCUUAAGAUUGCUGAGUACCGUGCCGGAAUUGUCCCCGUUUCUUACCGCCGGGUGCCAUGCCGGAAGAGGGGAGGAAUCAGGUUCACGAUUAACGGUUUCCGUUACUUCAACUUGGUUUUGAUCUCCAACGUGGCAGGUGCAGGGGAUAUCGUGAAGGUUAGCGUGAAAGGAUCUAGGACAGGUUGGAUGAGCAUGAGCCGAAACUGGGGUCAGAACUGGCAAUCAAACGCUGUUCUGGUUGGUCAGUCACUCUCCUUCAGGGUCACAGGCAGUGAUAGGCGCACGUCCACCUCUUGGAACAUCGUUCCCGCCCAUUGGCAGUUUGGUCAAACAUUCACCGGCAAGAAUUUCAGAGUUUGAUUGGUUUUCCUCUCUUUGAUGGUUUGGUGGAUGGACCAAUUUGCAAAAGAAAAAGAAGUUAUCAACCCCCCGAAGUUAGAAAGCUUAGCAGUAAAAUUGAAA
Messenger RNA from Hibiscus syriacus, 963 nucleotides. Its product is annotated as expansin-A4-like. Gene Ontology annotation, biological process: plant-type cell wall organization. Gene Ontology annotation, cellular component: extracellular region. Bases 82 to 861 code for a protein of 259 amino acids. The transcript has 3 exons. NCBI's taxonomy places the organism in Eukaryota, Viridiplantae, Streptophyta, Magnoliopsida, Malvales, Malvaceae. The record is from RefSeq and is a predicted model, not a curated record.